AUGCUGAUGCCAGUCCACUUCCUGCUGCUCCUGCUGCUGCUCCUGGGGGGCCCCAGGACGGGCCUCCCCCACAAGUUCUACAAGGCCAAGCCCAUCUUCAGCUGCCUCAACACUGCCCUGUCUGAAGCUGAGAAGAGCCAGUGGGAGGAUGCAUCCCUGCUGAGCAAGAGGAGCUUCCACCACCUGCCCAGCAGAGACGCCUCUUCGGGAGAGGAGGAGGAGGGCAAAGAGAGAAAGACUUUCCCUGUCUCUGGGGCCAGGGGGGGAGCUGGAGGCACCCGGUACAGAUACGUGUCCCAAGCACAGCUCAGGGGAAAGCCACGCCAGGACACAGCCAAGAGUCCCCAGCGCACCAAGUUCACCCUGUCCCUCGACGUCCCCACCAACAUCAUGAACCUCCUCUUCAACAUCGCCAAGGCCAAGAACCUGCGUGCCCAGGCAGCCGCCAAUGCCCACCUGAUGGCGCAAAUUGGGAGGAAGAAGUAG
This is a messenger RNA of Nomascus leucogenys (northern white-cheeked gibbon), 486 nucleotides long. RefSeq names its product urocortin 3 (gene UCN3). Gene Ontology annotation, cellular component: extracellular region. Gene Ontology annotation, molecular function: hormone activity; corticotropin-releasing hormone receptor 2 binding. Gene Ontology annotation, biological process: hormone-mediated signaling pathway; cellular response to nutrient levels; adenylate cyclase-activating G protein-coupled receptor signaling pathway. NCBI's taxonomy places the organism in Eukaryota, Metazoa, Chordata, Mammalia, Primates, Hylobatidae. The record is from RefSeq and is a predicted model, not a curated record.